Molecule: messenger RNA, 752 nt
Organism: Paramormyrops kingsleyae
Lineage: Eukaryota; Metazoa; Chordata; Actinopteri; Osteoglossiformes; Mormyridae
Source: RefSeq, a predicted model, not a curated record
AAGCCCGCCAAUGAGAAGCCAGUGAGAGGCCUGGAGGAGGUCACGUUUGCACGAGCAGUUCGAGGUCCUGCGCAGGACCUGCUACAAACCUCGGAAGAGGGGAAAUGUCCACAAAAGAAGUAACCUGCAGGUAUUUCCUGCAUGGCGUUUGCCGAGAGGGCAGCAGGUGUAUGUUCUCUCAUGACUUGGCCACAAGCAAACCAUCCACAAUAUGUAAAUUCUUCCAGAAAGGCGUGUGUGCCUAUGGUGAUCGUUGCAGGUAUGAUCACAUCAAGCCAUCUGCUGGACGUGGAGGGGGUGCUCUGGGUGACCCAGCAAACAGGAGCAGUGGUGUAAGGGCCCCCAUUCCAGGAAACGGUCCCCCUGCGGGCUCGGGCACGCGUGGCAAGAAGCCGCUGGUCCUGAGAGACAGGGCUCUGUGCCCCGAAGCCCGGGCAGUACGGGACGUACCUCGGCUUGCAGAGGCCCUCGAACCUGGGUCCUGGGAGUACGGUGACGAGGCUGCUCAGGCCAAGCCCCUCUCCUACCUGGAUGCCGUCCGCACCGGCCUGGACGAUUCUGCAAGUGGGGGGCCCUUCAUCGAUGCUCCACCCCUCUGCCCUUUUGCGGCCGCUGGCCAGUGUCACUAUGGCAACAGCUGUUCCUAUCUCCAUGGAGACGUGUGUGAGAUCUGCAGGCUGCAAGUGCUGCACCCUCAUGAUCCAGAGCAGAGGAGGGCACAUGAGAAGGUGACCCAGGGGGACAGGGCCACU